AUGCAAGUUGCAUUUGCCCAGUCACAUCUGGCAGGACGUGCCAAGACUUGGGCACAGGGGCUCAAGUUGCACGACCCAUAUGCGUUUGGGUCGUUAGCAGUCUUCAAGUCGCGGCUCAGACAAACGUUUGAACCGCCUAGAGCUGAGUUCAGAGCUCGAACCGAACUCUUGAAGCUCAAACAUGGUAAGCGUGAUGUACACGCUUACGCGCAACAUUUACGACACCUCACGAGUUGUAUAAGUCCGGUGGAUGAACACACGUUGGUUUCGGUGUUCAUGCAGGGUCUUGCGGAUGUUCCCGUCAAGACUCACCUGUUCCGGCUUGAGCUAGAUUCACUAGAACAAGCCAUUUCCAUUGCGGAACAGGAAGACUUCAGUCUGAGACAGGCUCGCGCCAGCUCGACAUCAUAUCGUCAACCGAGACGAUAUGACAACGGAGGUCCAGAGCCGAAGGAACUCUGUUAUGCAGAGAGCGAGAAGGCUCGCUCUACAGACUACAAGAAGUUGCAGAAAUGCAACAGAUGUCAGAAGACAGGACACUACGCUUACGAGUGUAGUGCCCCUCGUCCAGUGUCUCGCAACACUGGGCGUAGUGACCGUCCACCCAUGAGAAAGGGGCAGGGACGCGGGUCCGCUGUUGGUGUAAAGACGCAACAACGGGAUGGACCGUCAAAAAACGGACAGGAUCAGUAG
This is a messenger RNA of Peronospora matthiolae, 693 nucleotides long. The record is from the annotation of a GenBank genome assembly. Lineage: Eukaryota; Oomycota; Peronosporomycetes; Peronosporales; Peronosporaceae.